AUGGCUCCAAUAAAUCCCAACAAAUAGCAUAAAAAGUAGCGUAUUUUCAACUAGAAAUAAAAAUCCUAAAAAAAGGAUAAUAAGAACUUUGCCAAUAAAUAGAAGAAGAUGGCUGAGUUGAAGCAUAAAGAAGAGGGGUUCUAAGAUGAAGUAGAAUCUAAUGUAGAAGAGAAGCCAUAACAAUAAAUUAAAAAAUAAGCUUCCGUAGAAAAGGUUGGCUAAAAGAAGAUUUCAAAAUAAAAACAAGAUCAAAAGGCUAAGCUAUAAAACAAAAAAGAUAACAACAAGUAGGCUGUCUCAAAGCAAGAUAACAAGAAAUAAAAGGACUAAAAGAUUAAAAAAUAAAAGGAGAAAGAACAAAGUGAUGAUGAAGAUAGCAGCGACAUUGAAAUCGAAGAUGAAGAACUUUUUGAUCAAGAAGCUCUCGAAAAUCAAAACGAAAUGCUUGGUAAUUUAGCUCAAAUGAAAAAAUCUUCAACCAAGAAGAGCAAAAAAGAAAAGGAAAGAAAGGUCACUGAAUUCAAGUUCAGAGUCCUCGACAUGCUUGAAAUUUUUAUUAAAAAAACAAAGAACCCUCAAAUAUUUAUCCAAUCUCUUGCUCAAUUGUUCUAAACAGUCAAGGAUAACGCUAACGAUAAGGAAAAGCAAUCUUUUGUUGAAAAGAUUUGCCAAAUCGUAAGAAAGUUUUUCGAAAGACACGUUAAAAUGCUUCCUGAAUAUAGAGAUAACAUAGAAGAAUGCUUCACUGAAGUCGUUAAAGUUUUAGCUAAACAACCUAAGAAGAGCAUCAACUCUGCUUUAACUUUUGCAGCCAUAAGUUUGUUUAAAAUUAGAUUACAAAUGAAUUUAGGAGAUAUUUCUGUUUUGGUAUCAACCAUUGAAAAAGCACUUGAAAAAUCAGCAUUAAAGAAAGAAAUUAGUUACAGCGAAGAAUUUUAUAAAGAAAUAAUUAGAAAUUCUCAAGAAAUCGCUUUUAAGUUACUUCCUAGCUUGUUAAAAUAUGCCCUUCUCAAUAAAGACGGUGGUGCAAAGGAUAAAAAUAGAUAAUUUAUUCUUAGUAUAUUAAACUACACAAUUAGAAAUUCAUAAGUUUAAGAAUUAAUUAAGAAGGAUUCUGCUGAUUUUGUUGCCAGUAUAUCCAAUUUAAUCUCUGUUUUCGACUCAUAAAGUGAAAUAUAAAAGAAGAAAAUCUCUGUUUUAAAUAAAUAUAUUGAAAUAUUUGCCGGUUUUGCUAGCAUCCUUAAAGAUUGUAAAACUAACAAAAAGGAAGAAUUAUAAAAUAAGCUUAAAGAAUCUUUAUCUAAGUGGCCUGAAAACGACCACAAUUUAAAGAAUAUUCAAAAGAAAUUUUUAGAAAAAUUCACUUUCUGA
Molecule: messenger RNA, 1371 nt
Organism: Tetrahymena thermophila SB210
Lineage: Eukaryota; Ciliophora; Oligohymenophorea; Hymenostomatida; Tetrahymenidae
Exons: 6
Biological process (GO): regulation of DNA-templated transcription
Cellular component (GO): nucleolus
Molecular function (GO): transcription factor binding; DNA binding
Source: RefSeq, a predicted model, not a curated record